AUGGCGGAGGAAGGGGCGCGAGAGAAGGAUGAACGCGCGCGGCGACGCGCGCGAGCCGAGCGCAGACGGGAGAAAAAGCGAGCCGAGGCGUCGGAUAUGAUGCGGGCGAUGCGAGAGGAGAUCGAGCGAGAGGAGAGUGUGCGGCGGUUGAUGGUGCGGGUGGAUUCUGGGGAAGAGACGGAGCCGACGGAUAUCGCGCGCGCGGCGGCGGCGGCGUUCGAGCGGUUGGAACGGCGAUACGGAAAGCUCUCGAGCUUGUUCGCCGUGCUGUCGUGGAUGAACGAUUUCGUGGACGACGAGGUGGACGCUGCGGUGGGGUCCGAGGAGGAGGCGCGCGCGCGAGGUGAAGAGGGUGCGGUCGCUCGAGACGGCUCGCGAGAGCCGAAGAGACGCGCGAGCGACGACGUCCCGAGCGGUCUUCUGGGAUCGAUCUCCAACGCCUUGCGAGAGUGGUUCUCCAUAGAUAUCACCGAACUCGAGGAUGGACGCAAAGAGGUCGUCGUGAACGCCAGCGCGGAGUUUCUCGUGCUCUUCGUCGUGUUGGUCGUCGCGAGCUCCAAAUUUGGCGGUGACCUCGUCGCCGCCGUGCUCACGCCCGAUCCCUUGCUCCGCUAG
Molecule: messenger RNA, 615 nt
Organism: Ostreococcus tauri
Lineage: Eukaryota; Viridiplantae; Chlorophyta; Mamiellophyceae; Mamiellales; Bathycoccaceae
Product: unnamed product
Exons: 1
Coding region: 1-615 (204 amino acids)
Source: RefSeq, a predicted model, not a curated record